Messenger RNA from Mycotypha africana, 920 nucleotides. Its product is annotated as apolipo protein O-domain-containing protein. Gene Ontology annotation, biological process: cristae formation. Bases 85 to 843 code for a protein of 252 amino acids. The transcript has 4 exons. Gene Ontology annotation, cellular component: MICOS complex; mitochondrial crista junction. NCBI's taxonomy places the organism in Eukaryota, Fungi, Mucoromycota, Mucoromycetes, Mucorales, Mycotyphaceae. The record is from RefSeq and is a predicted model, not a curated record.
UGUCAACUUUCACCCCGGAUUGACGGCAAAGAUCAAUUGAGCUUCUCCACUUUUUUCUUACCAAUAAUACAAUAUUUUAAUUCAAUGUUUUCGUCUGCUCUUAAGAGAAGUCUGGCUACAGCGGCUGUAGGUAGUGUCUUGAUCGCUAACGCUGCACCUGUGCUUGCAGAGGAAAAACGAACCAAACUAAGCAUUUACGAUGAGCCUGAACCAAAAGUUGUCAUUGUUGAAUCGCCUACGAAAUUAGAGGAGCAAGUACACUAUGCCCAAAAAUAUGCCCACCAGACGUUACAGCAAGGAAAGUCACAUGUGGAUACUUGGGUCAAUAAAUACAAAACUGUAGAGAAUGAUUUGAAAACAGAUAUUGAUAACAUCAUUGAUAAAAACGAAGAAAUUAUGCCCAACAUUCUAUAUGUGGGUGUAGCAGCCUUGGCCGGUACAGUUAUUGCACGUAGACGCAACAUUGUUCUUCGAUUCUUAACUUCCACAACAUUGGCUAUUGGCACUUCUUAUUAUUUAUUACCCAAAACUACCUGCAAUGUGGGACACAAACUUCAAAAACUCGAAAAUAGAUAUCCUCAAUUGAAAUCCAUUCAUCAGCAGGUUGACCAUGCUAUUACGGAUGCUCGUAAACAAGCGGAUGAAACAGUUAGGAAGUUACGGGGUACAGUCGAUGAAAAUACCUCUUUUCUCCGCAAAAAAGUUGAGCAAAAUGUAGAUAAAGUAAGAAGCCAAGUCAACCAAACAACUCAAGAAACAAAAGAAAAAGUCGAUGAUAAGUUUGAUGAAGUGAAGAAGAACGUUGAAAGCAUGUAUUCGACCAGAGCAAAGGUAACAACAUAGAAAGAACAUCGCGUUGAAAAUACUUCAUUUAACUAAAACCCAACUAUCUGUCAUAGCCUGCCGUUGAAGAAACUUUG